Rhizopus microsporus ATCC 52813 is the source of this 986-nucleotide messenger RNA. RefSeq lists its product as uncharacterized. NCBI's taxonomy places the organism in Eukaryota, Fungi, Mucoromycota, Mucoromycetes, Mucorales, Rhizopodaceae. The coding region runs from base 37 to 771 and encodes 244 amino acids. The record is from RefSeq and is a predicted model, not a curated record. The transcript has 2 exons.
AUUCUUUUCUUUUUUCUUUUUACAUAUUUUUUCAUCAUGAGUGAAAUUUCUUCAUCAAUUAGAAUAUAUACGUCAAACAAUGCUUUAAUAAACAGACGCGUGGAUAUGUUUGAUCAGCAAGAUGAUACACAUCUAUAUUCAGCUCAUUGGUUCUUUAAGAAUUCAAAACUUACAGAACUUCAAGAUCAUGAAAUAUGGGGUGCCUUGAACAAACGGUCUCUACAAGAGUUGAACCAUUCAAGACAAUCUUCUCUUGACGAUCCAUUUGGACGCUCUAUUUUGAAUAUCAGAAAAAGACAUGCAACAGUAGCUUGUGAUGAUCAAUACCACGCUUAUAACAACAGCAACAACAAUAACAACGAAGUGCAUAAUGACCACUUUUAUUGGAAUCAGCUUUUAUCCUCUACAUGCGAAACACAAUUCUGGCAUCACCUGGCUAGUUUUAUAAAAUACUGUAUGAAGAGUGAAUAUCAUCAGCCCCAGUACUUUAAAUCAGUUCUUUCCUGUAUAGGUCAUCGCCUUCGACUCUCUGGGUCAGAUCUUCAUGUCGUCGCAUAUCAAUGUCAAAAUUUGGAUAUGCAAGGAAUGUUGAUUAAGGAUUAUACAAUCAGAGCCAUGCGUAUAACAACUCAGUAUCAUGAUCCUAUUGCAACUAUUCAGUCUUGUGGAUACCCCGUUAGUAUGGAACAAAACUUGAUUUGGCUUUCCGAAGCUGGUGUCACGGAUCAGGUUCGAAAGAUAUUUGCUCACUAUUUUCCUAAAUGUUCAUAAGCUGUAUAUUUUCAUUGGAAGAAGUGGUAUAUAUAUUUAAUUAUGAUAUUUACUUCAAUUGUGUGUAUAUUUUAUAUAUAAAAGAAAAUCGAUAGAUAGUACUUUUAAGCCUGCAUAAAGCAUCGACAAAGCGUGUGACAGAUAUGAUUAUUUUACAAAGGGCAUAUUUUGAGUCUUGCCUUCCUAAUCUAUUUAUUCAUUCUUUUUCAAAGAGG